UGCCUCCUAACCCUCAACUGCGCUCCAGCGACCGUCAUCAGCAACAACUCGUUCACCCGGAGCCGGCCGGUCUUCUCUCCUUGUCUCAUUCCCGGGCGGAUGCAACCAAACACAUCUCAGCCUCUGGAAAACUAGCGCUGUGAUACAAGUGACAACUUUAAGCAUUGACAAGAAGUGAUUAAAAAACAGCCCGAGCCAUGGCGACAAUAGGGGAUUUCGACCCACUCAACUCCACCGUACCUGCGACAAAGAUUGAGAUCACCGUCUCCUGCAGAAAUCUGUUAGACAUGGACACCUUCUCCAAGUCAGAUCCAGUGGUGGUGUUGUACGUGCAAGGCUUGGGGACCAAGGAAUGGAGAGAGUUUGGCCGGACAGAAGUGAUCGAUAACACACUGAACCCCGACUUUGUGAGGAAGUUUGUUCUUGAUUUCUUCUUCGAAGAGAAGCAGAAUCUUCGCUUUGAUGUGUACAACGUGGACACCAGGAGCUCCAACCUUUCCAAACAUAAGGACUUCCUGGGCCAGAUGUUCUGUACACUGGGGGAAAUCCUUGGCUCAACUGGCAGCAGGCUGGAGAGGACACUCUCUGGGAUUCCUGGGAAGAAGUGUGGAACAAUCAUCUUUACAGCUGAGGAGCUCAGCAACUGUCGGGAUAUCGCCACCAUGCAGCUCUGUGCCAACAAGCUGGAUAAAAAGGAUUUCUUCGGCAAGUCCGACCCGUUCCUUGUCUUCUACCGGAGCAAUGAGGAUGGCACGUUCACCAUCUGCCACAAGACCGAGGUGAUCAAGAACAACCUGAACCCUGUCUGGCAGCCGUUCACCAUCCCUGUUCGAGCGCUCUGUAACGGAGACUACGACAGGACAGUCAAGGUGGACGUAUAUGACUGGGACAGAGAUGGGAGUCACGACUUUAUCGGAGAGUUCACGACCAGCUACAGAGAGCUGUCCAGAGGCCAAAGCCAGUUCAAUGUCUAUGAGGUUUUGAAUCCCAAAAAGAAAGGCAAGAAGAAGAAAUAUGUCAAUUCAGGGACGGUCACUCUGCUGUCCUUCAAAGUGGACUCAGAACACACUUUUGUGGACUUCAUCAGAGGAGGGACACAACUCAAUUUCACCGUGGCCAUAGACUUCACAGCAUCCAACGGUAACCCGUCCCAGCCCACCUCCCUGCACUACAUGAGUCCGUACCAGAUGAACGCGUACGCCAUGGCUCUGAAGGCUGUGGGGGAGAUUAUCCAGGACUACGACAGUGACAAACUCUUCCCAGCAUACGGAUUUGGAGCUAAACUUCCUCCGGAUGGCAAGAUCUCCCACGCUUUCCCACUGAAUUCAAACUCAGAAAACCCAAACUGCGUGGGCAUCGAGGGGGUACUCGAAGCUUACUUCCAGAGCCUGCGGACCGUUCAGCUGUACGGCCCGACCAACUUCGCUCCUGUCAUCAACCAGGUGGCUCGGUGUGCUGCAGAGGUCACUGAUGGCUCCCAGUACUUUGUGCUGCUGAUGAUCACAGAUGGCGUCAUCUCAGACAUGGCUCAAACCAAAGAGGCUGUGGUCAACGCAGCCUCCCUGCCCAUGUCUAUCAUCAUAGUGGGAGUGGGCCCUGCUGAGUUUGAUGCUAUGGAGGAGCUGGACGGGGAUGAGGUCAGAGUGUCCUCCAGGGGACGCUUUGCUGAGAGAGACAUCGUCCAGUUUGUUCCAUUCCGGGACUACAUCGACCGCUCAGGGAACCAGGUGCUGAGCAUGGCCCGGCUGGCUAAGGACGUCCUGGCAGAGAUCCCAGACCAGCUGCUGUCCUUCAUGAAGAGCCGGGGCAUUGAACCCCGCCCCCCUCUGCCCGCAAUCUCUGACUCCCCAUCAAUGUCCACCACCACCACCACAACCACCAAACUCUCCCCCAAGGAACGCAACAUGCACGCCUGAGACGAGGACAGUGAGCGGGACAGUACGGUAGUUAGAG
Plectropomus leopardus (leopard coralgrouper) is the source of this 1953-nucleotide messenger RNA. Lineage: Eukaryota; Metazoa; Chordata; Actinopteri; Perciformes; Serranidae. The record is from RefSeq and is a predicted model, not a curated record.